Messenger RNA from Botrytis fragariae, 303 nucleotides. RefSeq lists its product as uncharacterized. NCBI's taxonomy places the organism in Eukaryota, Fungi, Ascomycota, Leotiomycetes, Helotiales, Sclerotiniaceae. The transcript has 2 exons. The record is from RefSeq and is a predicted model, not a curated record. The annotation marks the transcript as partial.
ACAGUCAACUCGGCCACAAUUCUUUAUAAUAUUCUUCAAGUCAAUAAUAAGCAUCGGUAUAAACCAUUGUUGCUUGGCAAUAGUUUGGGUAGUUCUCAUAUUCGGAUUACAUGGUCAAUGCCGAUCAUGAUAUCGUGGGGAAACUCCAAGAGUCUCAAUUGCUCACGCGGGGCUGGUGGGGUUUACUGCGUUGAUAUCGUUGAUAUUGCUGUGACAAUGGACGCUUAUUCAGAUACCAUUGGAAUAAGGAUUGUACCAGACAUACAGUUGUGUCAUGGAUCCAGAUUGGGGGGCCCAGAUUGA